AUGAGUUUCUUAAAACGGGGUGUAGUUCUUGUAUCCUUAACGGCAACGCUUAAUUCGUUGCGACCUAAGCUGUGCGGAAACAACAAAUCAAGUUCAUGCAAAGCCCCAUCGAACCUUCAAUUCGCUGUGCUCUACGCAGGGAUAGCUCUAGCAACACUCGGAGUGUCCGGAGUGAGGUUCACCAUAGCAACAUUCGGGGCGAACCAGUUCGAAAGCCAAAAGGAUCAAUCAACUUUCUUCAACUGGAUCUUCUUUGCACAAUACGCCGGUUUGGUCCUAAGCGGUACGCUGAUCGUGUACAUCGAGGACAGUGGGAGUCCAAUACUGAGCUUGGCUCGUGUCCUCGUUGCUAGUAUUCGGAAACGGAAGCUUCAGCUCCCACUGACGAGUGACGAGUUCUAUUACGGCCCACAUGGACAGGAUAAGGAGGUGGACGUAUCAGCUGGAAAGAAUUUCAGGUUCUUGAAUCGUGCGGCUGUGAAAAUUGAUGGAGACACCGAGUCCGACAACUCCAUCGCUAAACCUUGGAGGCUAUGCACAGUGCAACAAGUGGAGGACCUAAAAUGUGUGGUUAAAAUGUUACCACUGUGGUCAAGCUCCAUCUUCUUGAGCACCCCAAUCGCUGUCCAGAACAGUAUGACAAUCCUCCAAGCCCUAACCAUGGACCGCCACUUAGGACCCCAUUUCAUGAUUCCCGCCGCUUCGGUCCUCGUCACAAUCAUGAUCUCCGCCUUGGUCUCCCUGGCUUUGAUAGAUCGCCUGCGCUCCCGACUCCCACUGUGGAAGAAACUGACCGGUUCGCCCCCAACAGUAUUCCACAGGAUUGGUGUGGGUCAUAUCCUGAAUGUGCUCGGCUUGAUUGUAUCGGCACUAAUCGAGUCACGCAGGCUCCGGACAGCCCAUCUCCACCAUCUCCAAAAUGUCAACGAUCCCACUGUCCCAAUGUCUGCACUGUGGCUAUUCCCUCAGCUGAUUCUGGUCGGAAUCGGCGAAGCAUUCCAUUUUCCGGGACAAGUGUCGUUGUACUUCCAAGAAUUCCCAGCGAACUUGAGCAACAGCGCGACGGCGAUGGUUGCAGCGACCAUCGGGACUGCAUAUUAUCUGAGCACUGUUGUGGUUGAUCUGGUUCGGAGGAGCACUGGGUGGUUGCCGGAGAAUUUGAACGACGGGAGGUUGGAUUGUAUGUAUUGGUUGCUUGGCGGGCUUGGGAUGGCGAAUUUCGGGUAUUACCUCGUAUGCGCAAAGUUGUACAAGGGAAAAGAUGGAAGUUCUAGUUCGAGCCUUCCGAUGACUGAUGAUGUUGGCGAAAACAAAAUGAGGCCUUGA
Eucalyptus grandis is the source of this 1326-nucleotide messenger RNA. RefSeq names its product protein NRT1/ PTR FAMILY 2.6. Lineage: Eukaryota; Viridiplantae; Streptophyta; Magnoliopsida; Myrtales; Myrtaceae. The record is from RefSeq and is a predicted model, not a curated record. Bases 1 to 1326 code for a protein of 441 amino acids. Gene Ontology annotation, molecular function: transmembrane transporter activity. Gene Ontology annotation, cellular component: plasma membrane. The transcript has 4 exons. Gene Ontology annotation, biological process: transmembrane transport.